Spirometra erinaceieuropaei is the source of this 1802-nucleotide messenger RNA. The record is from the annotation of a GenBank genome assembly. NCBI's taxonomy places the organism in Eukaryota, Metazoa, Platyhelminthes, Cestoda, Diphyllobothriidea, Diphyllobothriidae.
AUGGAACUGCGUUAUGGGGCCACCUUCAGUGUCGUGGGAGGUGAGUUAUAAAUGCUCAUACUAUUUGCCUGGUUUGAAACAAACCAAACAUGUUGAUGCACGCACCCUGAGUAUAGACAUGUCAACGCUUUUAAGGAUUCCGACUUUUGCAACUGUUAAUUCCUUUAAGUAUAUUUUAAACUUCGGACUUUUUGCCUCUGGUCUGAAGUAAAGUUCACAGUUUUGCAUUUUCUUCUUAGUAAGACGAUCCCCCUGUGACUAAUAUUUGAUUUGUAAAACAUGAACUAUUGAUGACGGUGAUGUCAAUGACAUAUGGUCUACUUUUUAAGCAAGCCAGAUGGCACUAAUUUAAGGACAAACUGUUGUAGAGAAGCUGACUAACAAAGCUAAUAUUUCCCAUGGCAACCGACAGGAUAGCGGUCCUUGGCUUAAUUUCAGGCCGUUGGACUCGUUAAUUGGAGGUCCUGCCAAGCUCAGGGUGGGCAUUGCUCUUUUAUUACGACUGAUUAGCCUGAAAUAAUUAUCAAAGUCCCCCAUCUCUACCUCAGUAAUCCCUUCUAUAUGUAUAGAAUUCCUUUUAUGCAUGACGCAGCAGAACUCCCUCGUUUUAUGUCAUGCUUGAAAACUUUGCCCAAUCAACUCUGCUUUGGCUGUCAGCUUUGGUAAUAACAUUAACUCGCGUCGUCCGAUGGGGUCUCGCAGCUCAGAGGGUUAGAGCGUUGGCGGUACUAAAGCCUCCUGUUAACGUCGUGGAUUCGAAUCUUACCGAGGCACCGAGGUUUUCACAGUUGGUUCGAAGUGAAUAAUAACCUUAACACGCACCAUGUUUCAAGUCUUACUGACAAUUGUCAGUAUAGGUACAUUUUCCCUGCACCUAAUUCUCCCAAUAGACUGGGUCGAGUUGUGGAGUGUUGGAAGUUCUGUUGAAAAUCGAUCGCUCAGUUAAAUCUUGCGCAUUCCAUUUUAUUUGUUAGGCUCAUUGGCUACUUAACAACGAACACCAUUCAGGUCUUUGUCCAGCAGAUCGAUGACACUCUGCACCAAAGCAGUUUCACUUGCAAACGAGUCAUUUAACAUAUAUGUGCCGUUCACCCACUUCCGUUUUUCUAAACUUUUAAAUCUGCCUUUCAUUUGCACCUGAUAUUUUUUCUUCACCGAAGAGAGUAUUUUCGUAGUUGGAGGACAAACUACACAGCAGAUUGGCUCAGCGCGUGUCGAUGAGUUCCUCGUGAAGAGAAAAUGCUGGCGUAAACGGGCACCCCUCGUCGUUCGACGUCGAGAUCAUGCAGCCGUCGUCGUAAAGGUUGAGGCGGGGAAUAAAGAAGGGGAAGAACAAACCCUGCUUGGCGUUUUUGGUGGAUCCCUUAAGGAGGGGGACACUUGGCUAAACCUUCCCUGUUGUGAAUUGUAUGAAGUGAGUAAGGACAGGUGAGAACUCUCAGGAUGCAUUGCAGUUACUUUUGAAAAGCCAUUUUCUUUUUUUAAUUUUCAUUUAUACCAUCUUCCGUCUACAACCCCCCCCCCAGGUGGUACCAGUUGCCCAAUCUGGGGGAAAGGAGGUGCGGCCCAGCCGCGGCGUCAUUGCCCGGCGAUAAUCGAGUCUUCGUCUUCGGCGGUCGAGGUGACUCCUCUGUGAGCGCGUCCGUGGAGUUCUGUCAGCUGCGUGUAGGCUGGCAGGAGAGAGUGACCUCCGAGGGCUCUGAAGCAUUUUGGCAGCCAGCUGCUCCCAUGGGGACUGCGCGGGCAUUUCUCACAGCAGCCCCCUUUAGGGGAAAAAUAAUCGUCGCCGGGGGGUGGAACUG